AAGAGCUUCUAGAUAGACAGCACAGAAAGCCGGUGUAUUUUUUAAUUGGAUUUUUUUUUGCAAGAAAGAAAGCUUUAUGGCCGCUGGAGGGAUGAAACUGUUGAGUUUAUGCUGUCUGUUCUUAUGUUUAAUCGCGACAGUGCUCGCCGGGAGAGAUUUCUACAAGAUCCUCGGAGUCAGUAAAUCAGCAACUAUCAAAGAGAUCAAAAAAGCCUACAGAAAGCUGGCCCUGCAGCUCCAUCCUGACCGAAACCCAGACGACCCCAAAGCGCAGGACAAAUUUGCAGAUCUUGGAGCAGCUUACGAGGUGCUGUCAGAUGAGGAGAAGAGGAAACAGUAUGAUGCUUAUGGAGAGGAAGGACUGAAAGAAGGCCAUAGCUCACACGGUGAUAUAUUUUCAAGUUUCUUUGGAGACUUUGGGUUUAUGUUCGGUGGAAACAGACAACAACAAGACCGAAACAUUCCAAGAGGAAAUGACAUUGUGCUAGAUCUUGAGGUUACACUGGAGGAGGUUUAUUCUGGAAAUUUUGUAGAGGUGGUUCGAAACAAACCUGUUGCAAAAGAGGCUCCAGGUAAAAGGAAAUGCAACUGUCGCCAGGAGAUGAGAACCACACAGCUUGGGCCAGGCCGCUUCCAAAUGACUCAGGAAGUAGUCUGUGACGAAUGCCCCAAUAUUAGGCUUGUGAAUGAAGAGAGGACACUAGAGGUGGAGAUCGAGCAGGGAGUCAGGGAUGAGAUGGAGUACCCCUUUAUUGGUGAAGGUGAACCCCAUAUUGAUGGAGAGCCUGGAGAUCUUCGCUUCCGUAUCAAAGUCUUGAAGCACCCAGUGUUCGAGCGCAGAGGUGAUGACCUGUACACAAAUGUCACCAUCACUCUAGUAGAGGCUCUGGUUGGCUUUGAAAUGUAUAUCCCACAUUUGGAUGGCCACAAGGUUCAUAUUGUUCGAGAUAAAAUUACCAAACCUGGAGCUCGAAUCUGGAAGAAGGGUGAAGGACUUCCCAACUUUGACAACAACAAUAUCCGUGGAUCGCUUAUAAUAACCUUUGAUGUAGACUUCCCCAAGGAGCAGUUUAAUGAAGAGGAGAAAGCUGAUAUAAAGAAGCUGUUGAAGCAGACACCAUCUCAAAAGGUUUACAAUGGUUUACAGGGAUACUGACGCACCAGCCAACAAAACCAGGACUGAUUGCCUUGUCAAGUCCCAUACACCAUAUAAAAACACACAAAAAAGAGCAAGCAUGGAGGGUUUAUUUAUUUAUCCGGACUGUACUCAGGAUAGGUUGUCUGUGCGUGUGUGGGGUGGUCCCCCUCCCCUUAAUUUUAUUUUUGAUUUGGGACUUUUUCUAAACCAUGUUCUAGAAGUAAGGUAAUGGAAAGCAGCAGAAACAGUUUAUUAACUUUUUUUUUUUCUUGUUUAAGGCUCUUGUGAUAACAGAAACAGUUUCAUUGUAUUGCAACUUUAACUGUUUUUCCAUCUUGGCCAACCACUACCCAGUCAUGAAUCAGCACUGUACAGGAACUGAGCGCAAUGAGAGAGACUGAGGCUUUAUAUCAAAGGACACUUUUUUAAAGAAAUACCUGCCUCUGUACUGUAUGUUGUGAAAGCUGAAUAUUUCUCUUCCUAAUUUUUCAAAAAGGAUUUAAAUGAAUAUGGUGUUUAUUUGUAGAUGUUUACCUGUGUACUUCCUUCUUGGAGUAUUUUCUGGUGUUUUUUUUUUUUUUGGGGGGGGGGGGUAUAUUUGUUAAUUAUAAGAUACAUUUCAUUGAUCCUUUUCAAUUUUUAACAUGUCAGACAUCACCUCCAUGACUUUGCCUACGAUUAAAAUUUUGCAUCUGCCCCUGUUAAGUCCCAUGCUGGUGUGUUUCCACCAAGGGACUGCUGCACCAAAAUUGCCCAGAUGCCCAAUAGGAGGAAAGUUUAUAAUGAUCACUAGAAGACCUCAAUUAAAGGUUUAUAAUGAUGUUUCAA
This is a messenger RNA of Neoarius graeffei (lesser salmon catfish), 1966 nucleotides long. RefSeq names its product DnaJ heat shock protein family (Hsp40) member B11 (gene dnajb11). The record is from RefSeq and is a predicted model, not a curated record. The transcript is spliced from 10 exons. The coding region runs from base 77 to 1156 and encodes 359 amino acids. NCBI's taxonomy places the organism in Eukaryota, Metazoa, Chordata, Actinopteri, Siluriformes, Ariidae. Gene Ontology annotation, biological process: protein folding; protein maturation. Gene Ontology annotation, molecular function: misfolded protein binding. Gene Ontology annotation, cellular component: endoplasmic reticulum.